ACUCCUUUAAUGCAUUAUUGUUUUUGUGUGUCUUGUUAUUUGUACAAAUAAAUGAUGAAGAAGACCACUAGUGAAUCUUAGAGGUAGAAGUCAGUCUUUGCUUGCAGCUUGAACUAAUAUUUGAUCUUUGAGGAGAGCCAGACAGGUUGCUCUCUGAGUUUUGUAUCUUUUUGUGAUAGUUUCAUGUUUCAUCGUUUAAAUAUUUGUGUAAAAACAUCAAUGAGUUUGAAUCUAAACCUCUGAGACUUCCUCCUCCUCCCCUCGGUGUGGACAGGCCUGUGAGGCACUGGAGGCGUGACUGGAUGUUUGGACUGACAGAACCGGUCCAUCAGGUGAUGAAGCCUGUCCAAGCAGCUGCCGGGCCCCUAUGAGACGACAUCUGGAGGGACAGGGGCCCCGGGAGUCUCCCCUGGUGGACAGGGACUGGAAAAAGUGUCAUGUGUGAACCCACCCGACCAGCUGGACCUCGCCUGUUCAGCCCCGACCUGUUUGGUGUCGGGGGCCCCUGGCGAUGCUGCGAGCAUGUUUGGCCUCCCAACCUGACCGACCGCCUGCCUCAUCACAGGCAUAAAAGGAGCCGACGUCCCAGCAGCUCUUCACUCUCCACUCAGAGCCGACCAUCAGCCGACCCUUAGCCAUGUCCUCCUUCUCCAGCCGCAGCAGCUACAUGAGGAGCUCCACCUUGAUGGCGCCCUCCACCUCCUCUUCCCGCCGGGUGAGCGGCAUGGGAGGCGGCAGCGUGUACGGAGGAGCUGGAGGAUCCGGAGUCCGUGUCUCCAAGGCCUCCUCCGCCUACUCCUCCUCUGCUGGCUUUGACCUGGCCGAUGCCGUCAACGUCAUCGACAUCUCAGCCAGCGAGAAGGCCACCAUGCAGAACCUGAACGACCGCCUGGCCUCCUACCUGGAGAAGGUGCGCAGCCUGGAGAAGGCCAACGCCGACCUGGAGGUGAAGAUCAGGAACUUCCUGGAGAGUAGAACCAAACCUGAAACCCACGACUGCACCGCCUACAGGAUCCGCAUCAAAGACCUGCAGGAACAGAUCAACUGUGCUUCUCGUGGAAACGCCGCCCUCGUCCUCGCCAUCGACAACGCCAAGCUCGCCACUGACGACUUCAAAGUCAAGUAUGAUAAUGAGCUGGCCAUGCGUCAGGCGGUGGAGGCCGACAUCAGCGGGCUGAAGAGAGUCCUGGACGAGCUGACUCUGAGGCGCGCCGACCUUGAGAUGCAGCUGGAAGGUUUGAGAGAGGAGCUCAUCCAGCUGAAGAGGAACCACGAGGAGGACCUGCUGACUCUGCGCGCUCAGAUGAGCGGUCAGGUGAACGUGGAGGUGGACGCAGCUCCUCAGGAGGAUCUGUCCACCGUCAUGGCUGGAAUCAGAGAACACUACGAGACUGUCGCCGCCAAGAACCAAAAAGACCUGGAGACCUGGUUCCAAGCCAAGACUGCUGAGCUGAACAAAGAGGUGGCGAUGAGCACCGAGACUCUGCAGACAUCCAAGUCUGAGAUCGGAGAGAUCCGACGAACCGUCCAGACUCUGGAGAUCAAACUGCAGGCUCAGAUCAGCAAGAAAGGAGCUGUGGAGGCGAGUCUGGCGGAGACCAACAGCCGCUACGCCGCCAUGCUAGCAGGUUACCAGAGGCAGGUGGCGGCUCUGGAGGAGCAGCUGGCCCAGCUGAGGUGCGACCUGGAGAAGCAGAAGGUCCUGUUCGCCGAGCUGCUGGACAUCAAGACCCGACUGGAGCUGGAGAUCGCCGAGUACAGGAGGCUGCUGGACGGAGAGACCGAGAGCAAAGUCACCACCACAAAGACCACCCGGGUGGUGACCAUCGUGCAGGAAGUGGAUUCGUCUGGAAACGUGAUCAGCAGCAGCAGCAACUAGACACCAAAAAUAACCACAAAUAUAAACCACCACCGAGCAGAUCCUGUAAAGUGU
This is a messenger RNA of Thunnus maccoyii (southern bluefin tuna), 1933 nucleotides long. RefSeq names its product keratin, type I cytoskeletal 13-like. The record is from RefSeq and is a predicted model, not a curated record. The transcript is spliced from 7 exons. Gene Ontology annotation, molecular function: structural molecule activity. Bases 638 to 1879 code for a protein of 413 amino acids. Lineage: Eukaryota; Metazoa; Chordata; Actinopteri; Scombriformes; Scombridae.